Molecule: messenger RNA, 1546 nt
Organism: Homalodisca vitripennis (glassy-winged sharpshooter)
Lineage: Eukaryota; Metazoa; Arthropoda; Insecta; Hemiptera; Cicadellidae
Exons: 8
Coding region: 188-1546 (452 amino acids)
Biological process (GO): sodium ion transmembrane transport
Cellular component (GO): membrane
Molecular function (GO): ligand-gated sodium channel activity
Source: RefSeq, a predicted model, not a curated record
AUUAGGCUAAAUACAUUGCUAUGUUAAUGAAUUUAUUUAUUCAAGUUCUUAAACAGUUUCCGCUACAUACACACCCGACUUCCUCUUUAGGUGGACGCCGUAGUAAGCAAUAAAAAGGUUUAAUUUACAAUAGUCAGACCAGUUAAAUGCAACACUAUUUACCUUUGAUGUUUUAACUGCAUAGGUAAUGCCAACUUGCGCAGAAAUAUUCUACGAGUGUCAAUGGCACGGUAGCAAUGUGAACUGUUGCGAGAUAUUCGAACUGCAGAGGACGGAGCAAGGAUACUGUUGGUCUUUCAAUUCAUUGACAUCAGAAGCUACGUCGCACUGUCCACUAUCCGAAGUGCUGGAGAACGAAGGUAUGGUGGAGGAGGACGAUGAUGAGCGGCUAGAGUGUGAACUGAGACGAACCACGGGUAUCAGCGGGGGCUCUGGACUGCAGAUCUACUUACGGCCUACGGAUCCUCGACACAACAUCGGCUACAGGGCGCAGCGGGUCGUCAAUGGUGUCUCAGUUACGUCCAUUUCCUACUUCCCUUCUGCAAUCCUGAUACACACCUCGUACGAGUUACCUCUGGCGGGAACAGGGGUGUUCGCUUCCACAGCGAAGGGCGCGCGCAUAAGUCUGGGCAUAGCCGCGGAGAUAACAACAAGCAGUGACGGUAUCCGCUCUCUCCCUGUAGACGACCGACACUGUCUCUUCCCCGACGAGGAGAAGCUGCACAUCCGACACAUGUACACCCACAGCACCUGUCUGGCCGAGUGUCGCUACAAGUAUAUCAUGCUCAUGUGCCGCUGCAAACUGUACUUCUUCGUCCUUCAAGAGAUGCACCUACCAGAAUGUGGAGUCCUCCAUUUGACAUGCAUAGCAAAACACUCCAGCAAGUUCCGGUUCUACCGGCCGCCUCCUGACACUCCUGGAAUUACUGACCGAGAGCUCAUGGAGUCUCUGAACUGCAAUAUUGUCUCGCUUCUUGCAGGCAAGUUCCGGUUCUACCGGCCACCUCCUGACACUCCUGGAAUUACUGACCGAGAGCUCAUGGAGUCUCUGAACUGCAAUUGCAAGUUCCGGUUCUACCGGCCACCUCCUGACACUCCUGGAAUUACUGACCGAGAGCUCAUGGAGUCUCUGAACUGCAAUUGCAAGUUCCGGUUCUACCGGCCACCUCCUGACACUCCUGGAAUUACUGACCGAGAGCUCAUGGAGUCUCUGAACUGCAAUUGUCUCGCUACCUGCUUCGACACAGUGUACGACAUUCACCUGCAGCGCUCCAUCCCUGAGGACCCAGCCAACCAGACAGCCUUCUCCCAUGUAGACAUCUACUACAGCAAGACAGGCUUUGUCCGAUACCAGCGACACAUCGUGUUCGAGUUCUACCAACUUAUAGUUUCCCUUGGAGGAGUAGCUAACCUGUUUCUGGGAUGCAGUCUUCUGAGCCUAAUCGAGACCAUUUACUGGAUGCUGAAGAUAUUAGCAGUGACUCUUAAGACUAGUAGUGUAAAGAGUAAACUCAUUAAAGUUCAACCUCUUAAUUAUUUAGAAUAA